GUAACAUUUAUUCUUCUCUAUUAGCAUUAUUUAUUUAUUCAUAGUUGAAUUAUAUAAUGCUGUUCGCCGUUUCUUUUCUUAUUCUUCUCGCUACACACACCUUCGGGCAAACUCUCAAUGCCUGGAAGCAAACCGUUUUCGAAGGAUGCUGCAAUUACGCAGUAGAUGGAAAUAUAACGACCUACGAUGAGGUUGAUUCCAUACCAAAUAGGAUUAGCCUUCUAUUAAAUUUUCCAGAUAUAUACCUUGGCUUUUAUGUCCAAUCCUCAGGUCCUUACAUCACCGAUUACUAUGUUGUAGCUGUCGAGAGUACGACAGACACAGAGAUCAUUAUUGGCAAGGUUUCCAACGCUACCUCUAACUUCACUGUCGUCAAUUUUUACAACUCCGCUGGCAAAGCCGAGAUUGUGACGGAGACGAUAUUCUUCGAAAUUACAGGAGUAUCAGAUGGGGGUAGCACUGCGUUCAUCAACGAGAUUUAUCCCAUCUAUUCAGGCAACACCAUUGUCUACCCACCCGGUCAAUCCGCGCAACCCUCGCCAACACAAUCCACUACGGCAACCCCAACGUCAACCGCUACUCCCGUCAUUCCUACACCCACCGCCCCUGGCAUAACUCUCAACACCUGGCCCACCAUCAGUGCAACUAAACCUGUCGUACAGAGCCCCGCAUACGUCGACGGUAACCCAGCCACAGGUCUUACCUCCUCACGCUAUUAUCUCCUCUUCAACACCCCAAGCACUUACGAAGGAUUUUACGUCCUAUCUCAAUCACCAAACUAUUUGACCGAUUAUCACGUUAUCGGUGUGAAUAAUACAAGUUCUACGGACUUUGAACUUUGUCGUGUUACAGGUGCUACGUCAAAUUUCACUCUUUGUGCAUUUGUGGAUGAGGCUGGGAACCCGGGGUACAGGACUAAUACCAUUUUUAUUUAUCAGGAUGGUGCUUCGGAUGCACAGUUAAAUGAGGUUUAUCCAAUUUGGCCUGGUGAUGUCAUAGUGGAUCCCAAUGCUUAAUUCUUUUGGAGGUUUACGAUAAUGUCUUUGCCAACUUUUGGUUUGGAGAUUGAUUGAUGUUCAGGCUUCUGGAUAUUUAGCCAUUGGGUACUGGUUAUGGUAGAAAAGGGUGUCCAUAGUCUGGAAUGCUUGAGUAGAUUUAGACUCUAAUCUUCGAAAUCAUUUCGAUUUCCCAUUGGAUCUAGGGAAGAGCGCUAUGAGUCGUCAUCAAAUUGCCUUCCGGGGAAUCAAGGGCUCUGAUCAGUAGCAGCUAGAAUGAGGGAUUACAUACUAUCAAUGAUAAUGAACGAUUCAUGUCAUCGCAGCCAU
Molecule: messenger RNA, 1325 nt
Organism: Sclerotinia trifoliorum
Lineage: Eukaryota; Fungi; Ascomycota; Leotiomycetes; Helotiales; Sclerotiniaceae
Source: the annotation of a GenBank genome assembly